Molecule: messenger RNA, 6629 nt
Organism: Patella vulgata (common limpet)
Lineage: Eukaryota; Metazoa; Mollusca; Gastropoda; Patellidae
Product: NACHT and WD repeat domain-containing protein 2
Exons: 31
Coding region: 285-5447 (1720 amino acids)
Molecular function (GO): protein binding; ATP hydrolysis activity
Source: RefSeq, a predicted model, not a curated record
CAAGGAUAUACUUAACGUAUUGUUGUUGUUUAAUGGAUAUAUGUGUCAUUCAGGUGUCGACUCGACCAUUUUAAGUCUUGAGAUAACUUUGCCAGGACGUGCAUUCUUAAGUGUCUAUGUCUUGUUGGUUUGUAUGGGUCGAGAACUGUUGAAAUCAGAAGUUGUUCAGAUGCUGUGUAAAUGUUUCUACUGCUGGUCAGUGCUGGAUUUGGAAUAUAACAAGAUCUAUUCGGGAUCCAUUGUUUAUCUGAGCUAAAGAAUCUGUUUUCUCUGUCAUCAAUAAAAUGGGUUGCGGAUCUUCAAAAAGUUUUGAUGUUAUCACGAAUACCCAACUGGAAGUUCGUCCUUCUACAGAAUAUAGAGCAAGGUAUAUUCCGAUCAGCAAAACACCCACUACAGUUCAGUCAGCACCAAGUCAAAAUCAGGAGAACCCCACUGAACGGCAGGAUGAUUUGCCUCUAGUAGGAACAGGUGGUUCCAGUGAUGCAGAAAUCAAAGAUAAAAUACUUCAUGGAAACAUAAAUGUAAAAUGUCCGCCAGUAGCUAAAAUAGUUCGAAUAUUUACAAGUAGCACAUUUACAGAUACUGAGCAUGAAAGGAAUGCUUGGAUGGAAAUAAGUUACCCCAAGCUACAACUAUUCUGUAAGGAGAGAGGAUACGAUUUUCAGGUUGUAGAUAUGAGGUGGGGAAUUCGAGAAGAAAUGCAGAUUCUUCAUAAAACAACCGAAAUUUGUCUAAAUGAAAUCAAACUUUGUAAUGAAAUAUCCACAGGACCCUCAUUUGUGACGUUGUAUGCCCAGAGAUAUGGUUGGUGUCCGUAUCCUACCGAGAUAAGUGAAACAGAUUAUAACAUCCUAACCGAUGGUCUACAGUAUAAAGAAAAAGAGCUGAUUGAUAAAUGGUAUAAAUAUGACGAGAACAGAAUUCCAGCAGAGUAUGUUAUUUUACCAGUCACCAAGAUCUAUCCUGAUUAUACAAAAAAUGAAAAGCAGGAGCAGGGUCAAAACAGUUUUGGAACAGAUUCAGCGGAGUUUACCAAGAUCAUAGCCAGACAAGCUGUUAGUAAAAUGUCGAGAGAGGGGCAGAGAAAAUAUAUCACUUCCGUGACAGAGAAGGAGAUAGAAGCUGGUAUAUUAAAUAGAGAUCAAGAGGAAGUAAAGAAGACGUGUUUAUGGUUUUAUAGAACUAUUAGAGAUAUACAUGAACAGGAUCCAAAAACUACACCUAAAUAUUCAGAUAUCUCAGCAGAUAAUGACGUAUCUAAACAACUGUUUGAAGAGUUAAAAGAAAAGAAAAUGAAAGAUAAGUUACCGGAACAGAAUAUUAUAAACUUUGAUGUUUCCUGGACAGAAGCAGCAAAUGAUUCUACUGAACAUAAAACUUACAUCAGUAAAUUCUGUGAGAGUUGUGUAACCAAGCUAUCCGACAUGAUAAACAGUGGAAUCAAAGAGCGAGAAGAAAGGGAAUUGGAUUUUCUAUUAAAGGAUAUCUCACGCCAUAUCAUACACUGCCAAAAUUUGUGUCGCAAUUUUUCAGACAGAAAAGAACACUAUCUUAAGAUUAUUCGCGACCACAUACAAAAAGAUAACAAGCUUCCGUUGCUUAUACAUGGAGAGACUGGAUGUGGAAAGUCAUCAUUGGUAGCUAAGGUUGUCCAGCAGUGUUGGGAGUUAGAUACACCAUCAGCAGUUAUUAUAAGAUUCGGUGGUCUGACUCCAGAAAGUAUGACGGUUAAAUCUACACUGAUUAGUAUUUAUCUUCAGAUCAGCAGGGUAAUCAAUGAUGAUACAGUGAUCGAACCGGACAUGCUAAAGGAGACGGACUACAGCGCCAUCUGUCAUGGACUGAACGACAUGUUGGCGAGAACUUUAAAGGAAAUAGUCAUCAUUAUUGACUCUUUGGAUCGUCUGAGUCCCCCGGAAGAGGCGUCAAAUCGCGCCUGGAUUCCAGACCAGUUAUCAAAGUGUGUUACAGUUAUAAUCACCGCUGACAGUCCUGUGGGAUUUGACAAGGCGGACAAACUAGAAAUAAAUAAAUUUACACAAGAAGAGGCUGAAAAUGUUCUCCUUCAUUUAUUAAAACAAGAAAAUAGAAGAUUGACAGACAUUCAGAAGAAAAUAGUUGGACAAGUUUUAGAAAAAUUUCACAGUCCGCUAAUGGUUCGCUUACUGUAUGACGUGGUUGUAAAAUGGACGUCAUAUGAUCUAAAUGACGUCAACCAGGUCAAUGAAGAAAAUAAAACGAACACAGCAGAUCCUAGUGCAAGUAUUAUUACUCAACUCGUCAGCCAUGGGGAUGAAGGCAGCGCCAUAGGUUUUAGAAUUCGAGCCAUAUUUGAGAGUCUGGAGAAAAUACAUGGAAUAGAAUUAGUCAAAAAGACAUUGGGGUAUCUCACUAUAGCUAAAAGAGGGUUCACCGAGAAAGAAUUAAUAGAUCUGUUAUCCUUUCAUAAUGAUGUGGUAAAACAAGUAGAAAAUGGCUACUGGGUUAUACCCGAUAAACGUAUACCUAUUUCUAUACUGCUAAGGCUUCUCCGUGAUCUGGAUGUCGCCAUUGAACGGCGUGAUUUCGAUGAUUUGUCGGUUGUGGUGUUGGGUCAAACAGAAUUCAGACAGCAAGUAUCAGAAGUGUAUCUUCUUCAGAAGAAGGAAUCAUGUCCAGAUACUGACAAGUCAGAACAUCGACCAUUACGAAAUAUUCUUUUGGACAAACUGAAAACAUACUUCGAUGACAGCAAAAAAUUCACGAAUGACAGCAUCCGGAAGUUAAACAACCUGCCAUGGAUCAUGACAGGAUAUAAUCCGGAUGAUUUGAAGACUCGGUGUUUGUGUAAUCUGGAAUUCUUGGUAGCAAAGAUUAAACACAUUGGAGUUGAAAGUGUCAUAUCCGAUAUAGCAGAAGCUGUCAACGUUUAUGGUGAAAACAAAAUGGCGGAUUGUAUGAUGAUAAAAGUUGUUUUACAGAUAUCCCAGAAUGCAUUGUCAAGGGAUCCUCACCAACUUCCGGUACAGGUUCUUGGCCGAAUCACCUCGUCCAAAAAAUCCAAGGAACUUGAAACCUUGCUGCAUAAAUGUGAAGAUGCUGGGUUUACGACAAUAUCCACCAAGAGUAAAAUCUUGUCCAGUGUGGGUCAGGGGUUAACAUGUUGUCUUCCGGUUCAUGGCGGAUGUGACAUCAUAGAUUUACAUGUAACCAGGGAUGGAACCACGGCUAUCACAUGUGGAACCAAUGAAAGGAAAUGUUUGCUGCAGUUUUGGGACGUGCAUGAGGUGCGACCAAUAAAUACUCUAACACUAACAGGACCUCGUGUUUCAAAAACAUUACUCACUAUGGAUGAUAGAUUUAUCUUGGUGAUGACAGAGGAUGCGCUGACAGCUUACGAUACCCAGAAAAGGAUUCUUUUAUCAACGUACACGUUCAAGGACCAUCGACCACCUAUUGAUUCAAACACCGAAUUGCCGAUAAUAUGCCUAGGCGGACAUGCUAAACAAGUUGCAGGCAAGGAUGCUAAACAAUAUGUCGGAUUGUUUUGGAAUGAUUAUUGGAAAUUGCUUAAAGUGAAGGAUGGGAGUUUAAAGGAUUAUGAACAACAGAAAAUGGACCCGUUACAAAAUUAUAAAACUGGUAAAGAGUCAUUAACAUCAGGCUGCAAGAAUUACAUGGCGUGGACGGACGAAACACGUCGUGUACUGCGAGUGUUUGAUAUUGGAAAACAGACGGCCGAAAGAUCGGAUGAGCCUUAUAGCGAAGAGAGUCACAAGAUUGAUGCUAUGUGUUUUACUGGUGAUGGUAGUGGUAUAGUGAUCAGCAGUAAAUGUGAUAAAUAUAUUUUGAUUCUCUCAUCCACAGAUUUAAAACAGCUUCAUUUUAUUAAAGGGUACGAUGAAGAUUCUCCGCAGGAUUUCAGAUUCUUCUCCGACAAAUAUUUGUACUUCCCAUCUAAACGGAGAGUAGUUCUGGUUGAUGUUCAAACUCAGCAGAGGGCGUGGUUAGAUAUCCAUCCGUGUCAUUUAAAAGUGGCUGGUAUAACAGUUCUACAGUCUUCACUAUCUAGUGAGAAUGAUGGUGGUGGCACGUCGUCAAGUCGUGUCCUUACUGUUGGUGAUGAUGGCAAUCUCAGGAUAUGGAAAUACGAAAACCUGUCCAAGUUAUUGAAAGAAUCGGACGACAUUCAAAACACGGAUGUUGGUGACAAGCUACCGAUAAUAAGAUCUGUGAAGUGUGUUCCAGGCAAUGGUAGAUACUGUGUGUUACAUUCUGCAGAAAUAAAAGAAAAGGAUUACGUUCAUUAUAUAUCAGUUUGGGAUGUUAUAGAAAACAAAAUGGUUAGAAAGUCACAAUUAAAAGGCUGGAGGACUACAGAUACAGAUAUUGAAGUGAUACCUACAUCAGAAUCCAACCCAGACCCUUCAAUCAUCAUCCAACCCAAACGCCAACGGAAUGAGACCAAGAAGAUAUAUCGAUUGGAUCUGAAUACCAUGGAGAUUAAAGAGGAUGAUUACAAGGUAGACAAUGAUGAUAAUGAUGAUGAAACCAAAGACGUGGACCUUUCAUCGUUCAGCUUCAUUCAAUCAAACAUGAGUAUUGUCGGCAUACAUGGUGAUGAAAACAGCUUAAUUACAAUAUCUAUAGAAGAUAAAAAGUCAGAACGUUAUGUCGAUAGAUGCUCCGGAUACUGGGUUAACAAGCAGGAGACGAUACUUGUUGCUGAAACAUCAAGCAAAUCUAUGAUAGAAGUCUUUGAAAUAAAAGAAGGCAAAAUUGAUAAAGUUUCGACAAAAUUGAAGAAGUGUGACAUGUGCAGCGAAAUGCAAGAAACAAAGUUAAAGGGAGGCGAUUUCGACCUCCUGUCUAUUUCUGAGGACGGGCAAUUUAUCAUUUUCCUUGUUAAAGUCCUUAAAAUCAUUGUAUAUGAUCGUCUUAAUGAUAAAACAGUUUCCCCAGAAUUGUGUCGUCAUGGAAAUGAAUGGAUUGACCAUGCUGUAUUUAUAACGGAGGAAAAAAUCCUUUGUUCAUUUAAUAACGGUACAUUUAUGGUUGUGUCCCAUCUGAACGACGGUAAAACGUAUGAAGUUAGAGAUGCCCACAAUGCUCCGAUUAUAAUUGAUGGUAAUCUGUCUAGUCCGUACUACACGACUUAUGGUAUAGCCGAGAAAGAUCAAACUCUUUAUAUCAGAGAUAAACACUCAAAUAAUCUGGUAGCAUCAUUUACCUCAGACAUGAAGCUGCAUCAUCCACAAUUAGGAUCAGACGGUUGUUCUGUUAUAGCUGGAGUUCAAAUACCCUGCUGUGUCACGUCUUUACGGAUCAAACCAGGAAAAUUACAAACUUCAUCAUCAUCUUUGUCUUCAUCAUCAACACCAGUAGACACCAACACUGACAUCUGGUUUCACGUCGACGAUGAAUACAGCAAGGAAAUACCCAACCCAGAAUCAGACGAAGACUAGGACAUGGGUGGGAAAUGAUGGGAUGAAGAAUGGAAGAAAGUAAAAAUACGAGAUAUAUUGAUGAUCCGAAGAGUUAAAACAGAAGAUGUUGUCCGAAAAAUGCUUUGCUCUACUUUUAAAAUUGUUUUAUCAUAACAUAAAAAAAUAAGAAUUAACGGAACGGCCAAUUGUAUAUAUAUUUUAUUUAAAAUUUAUUUUUGUUUUUUUAGUUUUAUGUACAAUUUAUACUUUGCAUGUAUAUAUUCUUUAAAGCCUCGAUUCGUCAAGAUUCUCAUUUUUUAAAGCGUGGGUAAGACGCUAGCUUGCUAGCUUGAAGGUCGCGUGUUCGAUCCCUGCAUUGGCCGAGAAAGUUCAUCUGGAUUUUCCGAUGUGGUUUCCACCUGUCAGGCCGGAGGGAGGGUCUGACAAGGACAGCUGUCUAGUCGUUCGGAUAGGACGAAAAACCGAGGUCCCGUACAUACAUUGGUGUGCACGUAAAAGAUCCCUUGGCAGAAGGAAGUUGAUAUAAGAGUAGGCCAUAAUGUCGCUGCCCGGGCAAAAUUUCUCUCAUCGCACACUUUAAACAGCUUUAAACAGACUACAAAUAGCGCAAAAUAAUGCUGCACGUCUUAUAACUAAAACACGAAAAUUUGAUCAUAUAUCAGCUAAGUUACAUGAGAAACUCCAUUGGCUUCCAGUUCGAGCGAGGGUUCAAUUUAAAGCUCUUGUGAAUGUGUUUAAAUCAAUUUAUUCUGACACCGCACCCAGUUAUUUAAAAGAACUCUUUGAUUUCUAUACUCCCCGGCGAUCCAACCUUCCAUCAAGUGAUCGUAGCAUAUUGAGGAUCCCCAAAUAUAAUAAUCGUUCUGGGGAAUAUGCUUUCUCCGUCAGAGCAGCUAAAAUGUGGAAUGAUCUUCCAAAAACUCUUAGAGAGUCCUCUUCCAUCCAGAGCUUUAAGACUAACUUAAAAACAUACUUAUUUCAAAAAUGUUUUUGAACUGUUUUGUUGUGAAUGCGCUUAGAAACACUCAUGUGUAAUGAAGCGCUAUAUAAAUCGAACAAUAAUAAUAAUAAUAACACUGUAUGAGGUAUGCCAGUCUUCAUUAGCCCAGUAUAGUAGCAGAACAGUAGGACGUUAAACCUCAUUUCAUUUCAAUUCAUUAUUUAAACUAUAGCAAUGUAUAUGAUGAAAUAAUAAAACCU